Molecule: messenger RNA, 1414 nt
Organism: Cuscuta campestris
Lineage: Eukaryota; Viridiplantae; Streptophyta; Magnoliopsida; Solanales; Convolvulaceae
Source: the annotation of a GenBank genome assembly
GAAGGUCAACGGGGUGCCUGGUACUGUUCAAAUCGCGAUUUUUGUCUCAUGGGUUCACUUCGAUCCAGAGCAUUUUGGUGACUACUCUUCUGGUUUUUUUGAGCGGUUUGUAAUCCUCUUCCAUCUUAUGAAGUUGGAUUUCAACACCAUUUGAUUUUCACUUUGAAUUUUGGCAUUUGGGAAUCGUAGUCACUGUUCACAGAGCUACUGGGGUCUUUGAAUUGUAUCAAAUUUUUGAUCGAUUUUUGAUAACUACUUGUGAAUUAUUAUUUAUUUCUCUGUGGGGUCUGGCCACUUCCAGGGGCUGGAUUACAGGCUUCCUGCCCAUUAAUAACUUGGCCAGUAAAAUGCUGUUUUUGGGCUGAUUUUGUUGAUCCUUUGCUGCUAAUUCGUGAGUUCAUGAUGUUGGAACAUCUACCCUGGUAUAAUGGUCUUCGUGAAAGUUCCACCUCUCCCUCAACCUCCUGAAGACUCAACUUUGUCAUACCUUACCUCAUUUGCAUGAGGUAGGGACUGAUUUGAACCCUUGACAGUUGUGUUGUGUGGAAGUUGAUGUUGGGGAGGGAGCUAGUAACCUUGUGCCUUGUUUGUGCCUUGGGUAUGACUGCGCCUGCUGGUAGGACUGCAUGGUCAACCUUGCUAUGGACUUUGCUUCAUUAUUGGUGAUUGUGGGUGCUACCUGGACAGUGGCUUUCCUGCAGCCAUUGACCUUGGCAGUAAUGCAAUAUCGUAACUGCAUUCCCCUAGAAUUUGGUUCUAUUUUGUUUGUGAUGGACGGUUGGUCCUUAGCCACUUGUUCUUGGAGCCUUGGGGUCCCCCCUUACUGUGGCUUUCCCUACUGCUUAGGGGAUUCUAAGGGCAACUUCCUGGUCCUUGCUUAUGGAUCAUGCCUGUUUUUGAUGUCCACGGCAUUCGCUUGAGUGGCGCUGUUGAUGAUGGGGUAGUUUUGGUACGCAUGAUGGAGGAUCUCGCUGGUUCUUGUUCUCUUGUUGUGGACAUCCUAGCGAUACUCUUACCCGGUCAGUUGGAGGAUGAUAGCCAAUCAUUUUAUGCCGUCUUGAAUGGUCAGAGCUUUCUCUGGUGAUCUUGGCACUUUGUUGUCUUCCUUGGCGAGGGUGGACGACAUCGUGAACUCAGAACAUAGCCUUCGUCGUCCCAGUUUCACUAGGACAACAGAUAGGGGGGUGAUCGUAGUGUGGAUACAAUGGAGCAUGCCCGGCCAUGGAGCUCUUUGGACUUGCUUUGGACUCGACUGUACAACACUUGGGUAGCACGUCUGGACUCACUUGGUUUGGGUGUAGAGCUUUUUUGGCCUGUAUCUUGGAGCGGGCAAUCAAGCUCUGCCUUUCACUUUGGUCAGUGCACGUUGAAAUUGCGAGGAAGAUGAGGACGAAAAUCAAAAAGUGGAUUACUU